Molecule: messenger RNA, 543 nt
Organism: Acytostelium subglobosum LB1
Lineage: Eukaryota; Evosea; Eumycetozoa; Acytosteliales; Acytosteliaceae
Exons: 2
Biological process (GO): cell redox homeostasis; cellular response to oxidative stress
Cellular component (GO): cytoplasm
Molecular function (GO): thioredoxin peroxidase activity
Source: RefSeq, a predicted model, not a curated record
AUGAACUAUUAUAUAAUAUCUGUAGUGUUUAUAAUUAUCUCUUUGAUCAUUUAUAAUACAGUAAAUCAACAACAACAUCAUAGAACUAUGACUAAAUUAAAGGUUGGAGAUGAGGCACCAGACUUUGAGUCUAUUGACAAGGAUGGCAACAGUGUAACAUUGUCACAGUUUGCUGGUAGGAUACUUGUGCUCUACUUCUAUCCCAAGGACAACACACCAGGAUGCACUGCACAAGCCUGUGAGUUCCGUGACAAGUACGAGGACUUUGUAAAGGAAGGUGCUGCUGUCAUUGGUGUAAGCACAGAUAGCUCAGAGUCACAUCAGAAGUUCUCAGAGAGAUAUAAGUUGCCAUUCACUUUGAUCACUGACAAGAAGAAUGAGAUCGCCAGCAAGUAUGGUGUUGGCAAGGAGUUGUUUGUGUUGCCAGGCAGAACAACAUUCAUCAUCGAUCAGCAAGGCAAGAUUGCAUGCGAGUACUCCUCAUUGUUAAGAGCCACCAAUCACAUCUCUGAAGCAUUGAAGUGCAUCAAGGCUCUCAAGAAA